This is a messenger RNA of Drosophila mojavensis, 548 nucleotides long. Its product is annotated as ubiquitin-like protein 4A. The coding region runs from base 112 to 489 and encodes 125 amino acids. The transcript has 2 exons. Gene Ontology annotation, biological process: post-translational protein targeting to endoplasmic reticulum membrane. Gene Ontology annotation, molecular function: protein binding. NCBI's taxonomy places the organism in Eukaryota, Metazoa, Arthropoda, Insecta, Diptera, Drosophilidae. The record is from RefSeq and is a predicted model, not a curated record.
UAAAUAUCGGAAGAGGCUUGCAUCACUAAAUUGCAGAUGGCAACUCUUAAAUGCGAUUUUUUGUUUAUAAAAUAAAUAACUUGUAAAAAGUUGACACACACAACAACCGUCAUGAAAAUAAUAAUUAAAGUGCUUAAGGGCAAAGAUUGCACACUUGAGGUGUCGCCGACGUCCACGAUUCAGGAGUUGAAAGAAAAAAUAGAUGUCGCUCUACAAAUUCCCGCCACAAAUCAGAAACUCCUUUUGCUUGGUCGACCAUUAAAUAAUGACCAGACAAUUGCAUCCUAUCCAAACAUCAAAGAGGGCACUAAACUUAUUCUUGUCGUGAUGAAACCUGGAUUACGGGACUGCAUUCAUCGUGCAUUUCGCAAAUACUAUACGGAAGCUCAAGCGGAACGGCUGACCAACGAAUUCAUGACAGAUUUCGAGGCAAAAUUGAAGGAACAGAGUUUGGACGAUUUGGAACGUUUCGCUGAUAAUUGCUUAUAAAUCUGAUAAAUCUAUCAACAUAUUGACGCUGAGAAGAAUACAUAUUUUACUUAAUUUUA